GUGUGUGAACAGGGAUUGUCCUCGGUGCUGAGCGCUCAGCUCUGAAUGUUUGAGGAAGAUAAGGUAAUAGGCUUCAGAGGGCUGAGGGGUGGCAUGCUGGGAAAUAAAGCAGGGUUAGAGGAAGUAACGCCGCCCUGCUGUUCAGGUUUCACCUCCGCGUGGACACAGGAGGACAAAGGACCAGCGGACGACCACAGUCUGGAUGAGGGUCAAUAUGUUUGUGUGUUUCUUCAAACAGGAUUAAAGAAAAAGAGACUCAAACAUGGGUUGUUAUGGACUCCUCAAAGUCAUGAUGUUCGUCUUCAACGGAAUCAUCUUCCUGGCAGGAGCGGCCAUCUUGGCUGUGGGCAUCUGGGUGAAGGUGGACAGCGGCUCUGUCCUCAACUUCCUGGGAGAAAUUGAGAACGCGCCAGAGGAGCUGAGUCAGGUGUUGAACGUGGGCUACCUCCUGAUCGCCAUCGGAGCGCUGCUGGUCGUCAUCGGGUUCCUGGGCUGCUGCGGCGCCAUCAGAGAAAACAAGUGCAUGUUGCUGCUGUUCUUUUUGAUCGUCCUCCUGGUCUUCAUAGCGGAGGUGGCAGGAGCGGUGGUGAUCCUGGUCUUCAGACCCCUGGUGGACCAGAUUUUCGAGAAGCUCGGCACCGCGGCCGUUCAGAACAUCCAGAACGACUACGGUCAGAACCCAGACGUCACGGGGCUGUGGGAUACGACCAUGACCACGUUAAAGUGCUGUGGGUUCUACAACUCCUCGGACUUCGUGGGUUCUCCGUACUACGAAGAGCACCACAUGUACCCGCCCCUCUGCUGCCCCGGCACCAACUCCUCGUGCAGCCAGGCGUCGGCCGGCAGUGAAUCGACAAUCACAGGCUGCUUCCCAAAGAUCCUGGCCUUGAUCAAGAACAACACGGUGGUCAUCGUGGGAAUAGCGCUGGGAAUCGCAGUUCUGGAGAUUUGUGCCAUGGUCGUCUCCAUGAGUCUUUACUGCAGAGUAAAGUCCAGCAGUGCCUGACCUUUGACCUCCAGAGGAGACCAGGCCUUCAUCCUUUUUUCCGACAGCGCAAUCAGAACGACUGAGAAACUCUUUUCUUCCUGUUUUAUUUAAACCUAACGAUCGAUUCAUGUUCAACGCCGCUCCUCACACCACGUCAGACGACAUGCUGCCUGUUUGAACGGUUGCCCACGGCGACCGUCUCUGUAACACACAGCCAUUCAGUUGUAACUAGGCAGGAAAUGACUCUGUGCUACUGACGGUGA
Cynoglossus semilaevis (tongue sole) is the source of this 1251-nucleotide messenger RNA. RefSeq names its product tetraspanin 34b (gene tspan34b). The record is from RefSeq and is a predicted model, not a curated record. The coding region runs from base 263 to 1006 and encodes 247 amino acids. The transcript is spliced from 8 exons. Lineage: Eukaryota; Metazoa; Chordata; Actinopteri; Pleuronectiformes; Cynoglossidae. Gene Ontology annotation, cellular component: plasma membrane.